Messenger RNA from Prorocentrum cordatum, 908 nucleotides. NCBI's taxonomy places the organism in Eukaryota, Dinophyceae, Prorocentrales, Prorocentraceae. The record is from the annotation of a GenBank genome assembly.
CCCUGAUCGAAGUGGGCCCUGAAGACCUCCGCCCACUGCCGCGCGGGAAGAGUUGGCCCUCGCGUGCGCCCGGGGCUCCGGCGCCUGUCGCGGGUUGUCGAGCGCCGCACGAGCCGCGCGGACGGCCGGUGCACAUUGGCCCGCGCACGCGCGGCUCGGGGAAGUGCCACGCUCGUGGUGGGACGUGCAGGGUGCUGGCACCGCGGACUCCGCGAUCGGCGGCAGCGGCGGGGAGAGCAGCAGCAGCAAGGAGGAGCAGCGCGGAGGAGGGAGGGCGAGGGGCGGAGGGCAUGGGAGUUCCGGCGGCGGCCGCGCAGUGGCCCACUGCCUAUCCACGGGUGGGGGGGCGGGGAGGCCGCGCGCCAGAGGGGCGUGCAGGCGGCUAAUUCCGGGGCGGUGGCGAGGUGUGAAACGCCCUGGCCUAAGACAACGGCGCGGGGUGGGCCAGAGCCCAAGAUGGGGGCCAUGCCGCGGCAUUUUUGGCCUGGAGUCGGGGAGCUGACGUCGGCGGCCCCAGCCCAGGGUUGCCACAGGGCUGCGCCAGGGACAGGCCAGCACGAGGCCCCGAAGGGUCCGCGAGGCUGUCAGAUGGCUCGAAGCCAGGGGGCACCUGGGGCCAGCGACUUCUCGGCCAGCUCCAGAGAGGGAGGGGAUGGGAAGGGAAGACGCCCCGAAAUCUUGAUCGCCUCGAAUCUGUGGGGCGGCCCUCAUCCCAGCUCGGCGCGGCUGCUGGCGCCCUAGCAAAGCCCCUGGUGAAUUACCUGUCCGCGACCGUGCGUCUCCGGGAUUGGUAUCCACCCCGGCAGGCGCAAUGGGCUGGUCGCCACUACGUGCGCUGAGACAGAAGGAGAGCAGGACCAGGAGGAGCAGGAGGAGCAGAGGAGCGUGGCAAAGCAAAACCUUCUCCA